UUAAAACAAAUAAACCAGAAGACAUCAAUUAUUUUUUCUCUUGUUAUUUUCCUGUUCCUCACAGGUACCAAUUCCAUUUAUCUGCGUGUAUGUACUCCAACGUCUCCCAAUUCACAUCUUUGCCCCGCGAUUCUUCUUCGAUGCGUUACAUCUUCUUCCGUCGAUUCUUUGCUAAUUUUCUUUCCUUUUUCUCCCAAGUCAACUAAAUUUUGUGUCAUCUAUAUUUCCAGGUGAUUAUUAGGCUUUCCGGAGUUUCCACUGUUCAGAAGUUAGAUGUCUUGUGGAUGAGAUUGAAGGUAAUUGAAAAUUGAAGUCAAUGCUUGAUGAGGGAGAUCUUGGGUAAGUUAAGGGAGAGUUUUUUGGUUGGUUGAUGGACAUGCAGAAGAAGACAGUCCUCAACUAAAACAAAAGCAGAGAUUUGGCUGUCAUAGAAAGGUUUCGGACUUAUUUUAAUGGGUGCUCCUAAGCAAAAGUGGACCGCAGAGGAAGAAGCGGCAUUGAAAGCUGGAGUUGUCAAACAUGGGGCUGGAAAAUGGCGCACCAUACUUACUGACCCAGAGUUCAGUUCCAUUCUGCGCAUGCGUUCUAAUGUUGAUCUCAAGGACAAAUGGAGGAACAUAAAUGUGACAGCAAUAUGGGGAUCAAGGCAGAAGGCAAAGCUUGCUCUUAAAAAGAACCUACUACCAUCCCCAAAAAUUGACAAUAAUCACAUGGCCUUGAGUACCGCAGUUCAACGUGACAGAGGAGCAGCAGAUCCCAAACCUCUGGCAGUUUCUGGUGCAAUAUCUCCUAAUUCAAAGGAAAAAGUAUCAAGGCUACAGAACUUCCAGUUAAAUAUAUCUGCCAUUUACUCUUGACUA
This is a messenger RNA of Vigna umbellata (rice bean), 860 nucleotides long. The record is from RefSeq and is a predicted model, not a curated record. NCBI's taxonomy places the organism in Eukaryota, Viridiplantae, Streptophyta, Magnoliopsida, Fabales, Fabaceae.